Messenger RNA from Acanthamoeba castellanii str. Neff, 468 nucleotides. Its product is annotated as arginine deiminase. Lineage: Eukaryota; Discosea; Longamoebia; Acanthamoebidae. The record is from RefSeq and is a predicted model, not a curated record. The coding region runs from base 1 to 468 and encodes 155 amino acids. The transcript has 3 exons.
AUGCAUUGCCCGGGCCAGGAGGCCUUCAUCGCGACGCUCCACCCGACCAGCGCACUGUUCGAGAGGCCCGUACACCUCAAGCGCGCCAAGCAAGCCCACCGCCUGUUUCAGCAGACUCUGCGCGCUUUCGGUCUGAACGUGCGACUCGAUUGCGAGACGGACCCGAAGGCGCGGCGUGAGUUGGAGGAUUUCGCGGUGAGCCACCUGCAGUACGUGUGGGCGCACAACGGCGUGGUAUCCGCGGCAAACGCGGUCCUCAACCCCACCGCUGGUGCACAGCACGGUCCGCACGGCCGUGCGUGCUUCAUUGACGAACACUACAAGCGCGACGUCAUCAGGGCCUUGGACUCGGAGAGCUUGGUCAACUUGUUGCUAUGCAACCCUACCAUUAUACUCCAGAAGGCCAAUCGGGAGACUCCUGUGACGGCUAGCUACAUACUGUACGCUUGCGGUGUGGUGAGAAUGUGA